This is a messenger RNA of Nomia melanderi (Alkali bee), 472 nucleotides long. RefSeq lists its product as uncharacterized. The record is from RefSeq and is a predicted model, not a curated record. Lineage: Eukaryota; Metazoa; Arthropoda; Insecta; Hymenoptera; Halictidae.
UCGCCUGAUCGUUCGUCUGUCGAAAGUCGUUUCCUAGUUGAAUUGUGCAUUGGUAUUUUGUCCGUUCGCCAUGCAUCGAUUAUUGUGCUUCGCUCUCUUGCUCAUCGUUUUUCCAUUUGCCAUGCAACAGACGGCGGGGAGAGGGGCGUGUAAAUGCGGUGUGUUUCCAAUGGAGAUGUCGAAGUUGAUCAUCGAACGGUCGCUUGAGUUGAACGUCACCUGUGACAGCGAAGGGGAGGAGAAGUGUCUACGCUUGUGCGCCGCUUUGGCGGAGAGUGUGCGGGAGAAGGCGCCGCAUUUGAUCUGCAAAAAACUCAACGUGCAAGUGGAAAAUAUGUGGGUUGAAGUCUACGCGAGGAUCUGCGACGCGACUGCCUGGAAGUUCACCGGCCUGAGGAGCGCGGAACCGCUUUGCUGUCAUGAUGGGAAGUCGAUACCUUGCAGAGAGUUAGCUGCAUCGAUCGUCGAUUAA